Molecule: messenger RNA, 725 nt
Organism: Paramuricea clavata
Lineage: Eukaryota; Metazoa; Cnidaria; Anthozoa; Malacalcyonacea; Plexauridae
Source: the annotation of a GenBank genome assembly
AUGGCGGAGUACUUGGAGCAAAAUAUCGAAGAUGUUAAAAACUAUGUUCAAAAGAAUUACACUUAUCGGCAGAUUAGCGACAUUUUCAAGCAGCAUUUUCCUGGGGUUAGUCGAGGUUUCUCGGAGAGAAAUAUUCGGUUAUUCUGUUCAAAGCAUGGAAUAAGGAAACUGGACAAUUUUGAAGUGGACACCAUUAUUCAACAGUCUAUCAGUGAGGUAUUGUGUGCCGUAACUGAUUAUUUUCAAUAGAUAUGUGUACGUUUAGCGUUGGUAAUAUUGUGAAGGCAAAAGAGUUUAAUAUUCAUAAUUAAUUGAAAUUGAGAAAUGGUAUAUCUAGUGGUAUAUCGAGCUAACGCAAUCCCAAAAGUUAAGCAAAUCACCUCUGAAAAUGACCUGCGGCCUAUAUCAAUCUUGCCAGUACUGUCGAAAGUGUAUGAACGCCUAAUCUUUCGCCAGCUUUCCAAAUUCAUCGAUGAUAACAAAUUACUGAGUAGUACCAUCUCUGCAUAUCGAAAGGGCCAAUCCACCACAACGGUCAUGCAAGCCAUACGAGAUGACAUCACGAAAGCAAUGAGUCGUGGAGAAGUCACGAUGAUGAUCUUCGCUGAUUUCUCGAAAGCUUUUGAUACGAUCCGUUUUAAAAAUCUCAUCUCGAAAAUGAGCAAACUGGGCUUCUGCAAGGAUUUUCUUACAUGGACACUAAAUUAUGUCUCGCAUCGUAAACA